Pectinophora gossypiella (pink bollworm) is the source of this 1387-nucleotide messenger RNA. Its product is annotated as cyclin-K-like. Gene Ontology annotation, cellular component: cyclin/CDK positive transcription elongation factor complex; nucleus. NCBI's taxonomy places the organism in Eukaryota, Metazoa, Arthropoda, Insecta, Lepidoptera, Gelechiidae. Gene Ontology annotation, molecular function: cyclin-dependent protein serine/threonine kinase activator activity. The transcript has 4 exons. The record is from RefSeq and is a predicted model, not a curated record. Gene Ontology annotation, biological process: positive regulation of DNA-templated transcription, elongation; regulation of transcription by RNA polymerase II. The coding region runs from base 123 to 1313 and encodes 396 amino acids.
UUCAGUCAGUUCCACAGAGUACUUUUAUAUAUACGGUUCAGUUCAGUUGUGGUUCAGUUGUCAAAUGGCGGUGGAGGUUAGCGACGUUUUAUUGAUAUUAUUGUUAUAGUAAAGUUCCAAAAAUGCCUUAUUGGUACUACGAUAAGAAGGAUCUACAGAACACGCCGUCGUUUCGCGAUGGGAUCAGCAAUGACACCGAGAAUCGGUAUCGGAAGGAGGGCGCUCGCUUCAUCAUCGACACAGGGUCGAAGAUGGACUUAGGUUAUAAUACUGUGGCGACUGGAGUUGUUUAUUUCCAUCGGUUCUACAUGUUCCACUCGUUCAAAACAUUCCCGAGGUAUAUAACGGCGUGCUGUUGUCUGUUUUUGGCGGGCAAAGUGGAAGAGACGCCGAAGAAAUGUAAGGAUAUAAUAAAAGUGGCGAAGAGUUUGCUUACCGAGCAGAAGUUUGGGACGUUCGGAGAAGACCCGAAGGAGGAAGUGAUGACACUGGAGCGGAUCCUGCUGCAGACGAUCAAGUUCGACCUGCAAGUGGAGCACCCUUAUGGGUAUUUGCUGAAAUAUGCUAAAUGUUUGAAAGGGGACAAGGGCAAGUUGCAAAAGAUGGUUCAGAUGGCAUGGACGUUUGUGAACGACAGUCUGUGUACCACUCUGUGCCUCCAAUGGGAGCCGGAGGUGAUUGCGGUGGCACUCAUGUUCCUUGCGGGAAAGCUCAGCAAGUUCGAGGUAGUAGAUUGGAACGGACGGACACCAAAGCACACCGCUUGGUGGGACAUGUUUGUCGAAGACAUUACCAUGGACUUGUUGGAAGAUAUCUGCCAUCAGGUACUAGACCUGUACUCGCCACAGACGCAGGCGUCGGGCGGUGACUCGCCCCCCAUCUCAGCUAAGCAGCCAAAAAACGACAAGAAGCCGCCCUCCGUUACACCGCCAGCUUCCGUCUCACCUGUCGCCGCCACUAAGCCGGUGACGGCGGCGGCGCACACGCCGAUCAAGAACGGCGCCGAUGCGAAGCUCGAGCCUCCUAAGAUUGAGCCGCCUCUGCGGUUCCCGUACCCGUACCCCGGCCUGCCGGCGUAUCCACCAGUGUAUAGUGCGCCGCCGCCGAACAUCCCGCCGCCACCGAGGAUCCCGCUGAGCGGGCCGCCGCCGCCGCUGUACUCGGAGCCGCCGCCGGCGCCGCCGGGCGCGGGCGCCCCCGGGCCGCGCUUCCCCGGCGUCGUGGUCCCGCCGCCGCACUACUUCCCGCCCCUCCCGGGCCGCGGGCCCCCGCCCCCCGGCCCGCCCCCGCGGCCCUACUAUCCUCCCCCGUAACGGAGAGCGGUAUAGUUUUAAGAUAGGUUAUAAUAUGUAUAAUUUUUUACUGAAAUAUAAUUGAUAGACUUCAC